Molecule: messenger RNA, 1001 nt
Organism: Gossypium arboreum
Lineage: Eukaryota; Viridiplantae; Streptophyta; Magnoliopsida; Malvales; Malvaceae
Product: FCS-Like Zinc finger 2
Exons: 2
Coding region: 168-686 (172 amino acids)
Source: RefSeq, a predicted model, not a curated record
GAAACCUGCUGUUGUUUGCAAUCUUUUUCUCAACAAAGAACAAAGCUUUCCCCCCCUAUAAAAAUUCUAAACCAUCAUUUAUUCUUUCACCCACCCAUCUACUUCACCAUCUUCUCUUUACUCCUUCACUUUAAUUCCCACAAAAAAGACCAGACCUUUGCUCAAAAAUGGAGUCUUCUGGUCCUUCAAGGAGGCCUUGUUUUAUUGAAGAAGAUGAUGGUUUGGCUUCUCUUGUAGACAUGGAAGCUGGAUAUUCAGGAACCCAUUACCAAAGUUGUAACCAAAAUGGGUUUUUUUCAAGGCCUCUUUUGUGUUACUCAAGGAGGAGUAGUUUGAGGAAUUUGGCUUCUUCUUCUUCUUCUUCGGUUUUCUCUCCGAGGUUUACUAGGUUUUAUGAUGCCAGAUUUGAAGAUCAUCAUUAUCAUCAACCCCAUUUCUUGGAUGCUUGUUUCCUUUGCAAGAAGCCUCUUGGGGGUAACCGUGACAUCUUUAUGUAUAGAGGGGACACACCGUUCUGUAGUGAAGAGUGCAGACAAGAACAGAUAGAUAUGGAUGAAGCUUUGGAAAAGAACAGAAACCUUUCUUCUUCAAUGAAAGCUCUGAGAAAGAAGGAGCAAAGGAAAUCUAAUUCUCCAAACAAAGCUCAAGAUUACCCUUUCUAUACAGGCACUGUUGCUGCUGCUUAAAAUCACUUCAGUGGUUAUAAACCAACAUACCUACCAUACAUGAAUAGUGACAUGGAGAUCCGUGGAGAGUAGGGCCAUGAUAAAAGAACCUGUUCUGAUGGUUUUUUUUUUUUGAAGGGUGUUUUUUUUUUUCCUUCUUUUUCCUUGAAAAAAGAAAUCAUAUAUAUACUAGAUUUUAACUGUGAAUGUUAUAUAUAGACUGGAUCUACUCUAUGAUGUGGCUCUUUUUUUUCGUCUUCUGUUUUUGUUAAUUAGAUCGACUUUGGUUCUUUCUUUUUGAUUCAAUGAAGAAUGAUAAGAAGUUUUCUUAGACUA